AUGGGUAUCGGAACGUCCGCGUCGCCGGUCUCGGGCACCAUCUUCAUCACCGCCCUCGUCUUCUGCCUCCUAUUGCUCGCGUGGGGACGCAACGCCUUUUCCGACGUCGAGCUACUGCAGAACGUCCUCACGGGCACGUGUGUCGCCGUAAGUGCGGCCAACGACCUCAGCCAGGACUGCAAGGCGCUGCAGCUGUGCGGCUUCCCGCCGCGCUCUGGUUUCGUCGCGCAGCUCAUCGGCGGCCUGGCCGGCUCAAUCGUGGUGCCGUGCGCGCUGUACGUCGCCGACGACGCGUAUGGUCUCGGCACCGAGCGCUUGAUUGCGCCGCAGGGCCAGAUGUUCGCCACGCUGGUCGACGGGCUGCUGCUCGCCGCGAAGGUCCCGUUCAAGCCGGUAGCCGUCGGCAUUGGCAUUGGCGUCGUCGGCGUCCUUGCGGAUUUCCUGGUGUCGCGCGAGAGCAUACAGAUCCCUGCGAUGGCCAUGGCGGUGGGGCUCUACCUCCCUGCAUCUCUCGGCAUGGGCAUCCUUGUCGGCUCCUUGUGUCGAUUCGCGGGCGAGCAGGUCCGCAUGUGCACCAAGAGCUCGAACGAGGCGUUCCUGCGCACGCACGAGUCGAUCCUCGCCGCGUCUGGCCUCAUCACUGGGUCCGCCUUCCUCGACCUCUGCCUCGGCAUCGGGGUGCUGGCCGGCUUCAGCACGGAGCAGCUGAGCCUCUUUACGACCUCGGGCGAGGAAGGGAAGGCGCCGCUCCCCGAGGUGCUCCAAACGGUGCUCGCGAUCAUCGGCAUCGCCGCCCUCGGCGCCAUCUCCUUCUUCAACUCGCUGAACGGCAUCGCGGACCACACAGUCGAGAAUGGCAAGGCGGGGGGCUCGCUGCAGGCGGGGCCGGGAGCGUCGAUGAUGUGA
Messenger RNA from Emiliania huxleyi CCMP1516, 906 nucleotides. RefSeq lists its product as hypothetical. Gene Ontology annotation, molecular function: oligopeptide transmembrane transporter activity. Gene Ontology annotation, cellular component: membrane. Lineage: Eukaryota; Haptophyta; Isochrysidales; Noelaerhabdaceae. The record is from RefSeq and is a predicted model, not a curated record. The transcript is spliced from 2 exons. Bases 1 to 906 code for a protein of 301 amino acids.